Molecule: messenger RNA, 945 nt
Organism: Fusarium redolens
Lineage: Eukaryota; Fungi; Ascomycota; Sordariomycetes; Hypocreales; Nectriaceae
Exons: 2
Coding region: 1-945 (314 amino acids)
Source: RefSeq, a predicted model, not a curated record
AUGCCAAAACCUCUCGCGCCUCUCCAACCGGAGGUGUUGAACGCGCUCAAAGAGGAGAGUAUUGUCAAAGACAAGCUAGCCGACACAGCUGCACUUAAAGAAAAUAGCCCACCAAAGUCUUCGCCUGCGAAAAAGGCCACUCCAGCUUCUGGCAAAAAGCGCAAGGCCGAAUUGUCCCUCGAUGAAGAAAUUGCAGCAUACAAGGCUGACCUGAACGAUACCGUCAGCCAAGCUUCUUUUGAGAACGAUAGACUUCCCAGUUGUAGUGUCAUCCGCACCAAGAUGAACAAGCUCUUUGACUCGGGUGUUAUGAACAAAGCUGAGUUCUGCAGAGCCACCGGUGCUAACUCAAACUCCCUUAACAAAUUCCUCAAACAGAAAGGUCCCUUCGGUGGAUCUAAUAGUGCUGUUUGGCGUAAUGCAUACGUAUGGUUUCAACAACGUGAAGUUGUGGGCCUUAAAAUGCCAGACACCAAGAAACGACAGCUCGAGGAGAGUAAGAAGGAUACCGCUGAUGGAACUCCCUCCAAGACCGCAGCUACAAAAGCCCUCCCUGAUAUUAGCGAGAUUCACCUCGAAGGCGAAGAGACAGAUGAGGUACCCAUCUACGACAACUGCGAUGAGAUCCGCCGCAAGAUAAACGCACACAUGAAAAUACCCAGCGUGACCCAAGCGCAAUUCUGCAGAGAUAUCUACGCUCAGUGGAAAGCACCCAAGUGCAAGGGUAUCCAAUCAAAACAGCUUUCUGACUUCCGGAAUGCAAAGGGCGGUAAUGCCGGGGCGAAGAGUUCCGUAUUUUACGGAGCAUAUGUUUAUUUUGAGAAGGUGAGGAUCGCGCAGGGGAAACCGGUCACGAAACAUAGGGUGGAAAUGACGUUUAUGCAUCCAGGGGGUAUUCCGAGAGAUCGGGAUGAUAGAACGACUUGGUUUGCUGGUGCGGCUUGA